This is a messenger RNA of Chelonoidis abingdonii (Abingdon island giant tortoise), 1575 nucleotides long. RefSeq names its product peroxiredoxin 6 (gene PRDX6). Gene Ontology annotation, molecular function: peroxiredoxin activity. Lineage: Eukaryota; Metazoa; Chordata; Testudines; Testudinidae. Gene Ontology annotation, cellular component: mitochondrion; cytosol. The record is from RefSeq and is a predicted model, not a curated record. Gene Ontology annotation, biological process: cellular oxidant detoxification; cell redox homeostasis.
GCCCCCUGCGGAGGAUGUAUCAGGUCUCGUCGCCGUUCCGGCACGUAGCCCGCGAGGAGUCAGGCCGCCAGCCAUGCCGGGACUGCUGCUGGGGGACGAGGCCCCCAACUUCGAGGCGGACACCACACAGGGCCGCAUCCGCUUCCACGAUUUCCUGGGAGACUCAUGGGGCAUCCUCUUCUCUCAUCCCCGUGACUUCACUCCGGUCUGCACCACUGAGCUGGGUCGAGCAGCGAAGCUGGCCCCUGAGUUCAGAAAGCGAAAUGUUAAAAUGAUAGCCCUCUCUAUUGAUACAGUCAGUGACCAUCUCGCCUGGAGUAAGGACAUCAAUGCUUACAACGGUGAUGAGCCCACAGAGAAGCUCCCCUUUCCCGUAAUUGCCGAUGCGAAGCGGGACCUUUCAAUCCAGUUGGGCAUGUUGGACCCAGACGAGCGGGACAAGGAGGGCCUGCCGCUGACAGCACGUGUGGUGUUUAUUUUCGGCCCAGAUAAGAAGCUGAAACUGUCAAUCCUCUACCCAGCAACCACUGGCAGAAACUUUGAUGAGAUCCUAAGAGUAGUGGAUUCCCUUCAGCUGACUGCAAAGAGCAAGGUUGCUACCCCAGUGGACUGGAAGCGUGGAGACAGUGUCAUGGUUGUUCCCAGCAUCCCAGAUGACGAGGCCAAAAAGCUGUUUCCUGAAGGAGUCUUCGCCAAGGAACUCCCCUCGGGCAAGAAGUAUCUCCGCUACACCCCACAGCCUUAGAGCAUGUCACCGCCGCAGAGAUACCAGGCUGCCGAUGAUGGGGUUUUAGCAGAGCCCUUCGCCUUGGGGUGACCCGCAUGGGAUGGGGAGCACGCACAGAGGCUGCUCCAGGGAGUAGUUGUCAAACAGUUAAACUGACAGCUGCUGUGCCUGGUGUUAGCUUCUCAGGGAGCCUUCCUGGGGCUGGCUCAGAGUUGACUAGUGUCAUGGCAGAUGCUGGUUCUGUUAAGCCGUGUAAUCAGCAGCCUUGUAUUGUCUGCUUGAAAGCAGUUGGGCUGCACUUGGUACUCACUCCACACACCUUUUUAUAGCUAGAAAACUGAAAUGUCUCCGCCAGUGAGAACUGCUAAACAUGUGGAAGAAGAUGAUGGAUUUGUAAUAGUGCUGAAUGCUUGUUCUCUUGGGUCUCUCCUAUAUAAUAUUGGUGCUGAGGCAGAGUGGAAAAGGCUUCAAAAGGAAGAUCCCAUCCUCCCAUGAGAUACAUCACUCCAAGUAAUGAUUCACAAUGUGACAAAGAUUAUCAAAGUAGCUACAGCUGGGCUUUGUGAAUUGCUGAAUAAGCAGCCAGAAUUGGAUGAGGUGGUAGCUCAUGAAUUGUCCAAGCUGCCAUGUGCCUUUUAGAAUUCAAACUACUCUUAACUUACUUACUUUGAGAAGUUUGUUACCAAAGCUGAUGCUGAAUUAGAGGAGCUGUAGGCUCCUCUGUAGCUACAUGGCUUUAUUACAGAUCUGUAUUUUUCAUGGGGCGGGGAGAUUUGCCUAGAUAGUUGCCUGAUUUUUGCUUUCUUGGAGGGGGGAGAGUUUGACCAAUAAAGCAGCAUUUACCAGAA